Coregonus clupeaformis (lake whitefish) is the source of this 3077-nucleotide messenger RNA. RefSeq names its product ELKS/Rab6-interacting/CAST family member 1-like. The record is from RefSeq and is a predicted model, not a curated record. Gene Ontology annotation, molecular function: structural constituent of presynaptic active zone. The coding region runs from base 192 to 3014 and encodes 940 amino acids. Lineage: Eukaryota; Metazoa; Chordata; Actinopteri; Salmoniformes; Salmonidae. Gene Ontology annotation, cellular component: cytoskeleton of presynaptic active zone. Gene Ontology annotation, biological process: neuromuscular synaptic transmission; regulation of synaptic plasticity; maintenance of presynaptic active zone structure. The transcript has 20 exons.
AUUGAGAAGGAAUUGCUCUGGCCUUGAUUGGCUGUCUGUGUAGCGUCUACACAGUCUGUUCUGAAUGUUGGCCUAACUCUCUCUGUUAUGGUUGGAUGAUGAAGAAACAUGAUUACUGGGGCAAUAUGAUGAUGAUGAUGAUGAUGAUUCUAAAUAUUGGACUGUAACAGUGAAAAUAAACAUAGUACUCAAUGAAUACUUCCUCCUUCUGUACACUUGACUUAAUUCCUCACUUUCCCAUCCUCUCUUCCCUCCUCUCUAUCCCCACUCUCUCUCUCUCUCUCUCUCCUCAGCACCUCCAGAUGACGGUGCAGGCCCUGCAGGAUGAGUUGAGGAUCCAGAGAGAUCUGAACCAGUUGUUCCAGCAGGACUGUAGUGGAGGGAGACCUGGAGAACCUCUGUCAUAUGAACCCACUGAGGAGAACUUCCACAUGCUCCACGCUGAACACCAACGACAGGCCAAAGAGUUGUUCCUCCUGAGGAAGACCCUGGAGGAGAUGGAGUUGAGGAUAGACAGUCAGAAACAGACCCUGGGGGCCAGAGACCAGUCUAUCAAGAAACUACUGGAGAUGCUGCAGAGCAAAGGUCUGUCAGCCAAGGCCUCAGAGGAGGACCAUGAGAGGACCAGGAGACUGGCUGAGGCUGAGAUGCACAUCCACCACCUAGACAGUCUACUGGAACAGAAAGACAAGGAGACCAACGCCCUACGAGAGGAGCUGCACCGACGGAGCUAUGAAGGAGCCCCUGAAUCAGCCAAGACCAAGGCCCUGCAGACCGUCAUCGAGAUGAAGGACUCUAAGGUCCAGUCUCUGGAGCGUGGUCUGAGGGACCUGGAGGAGGAGAUUCAGAUGUUGAAGUCUAACGGGGCUCUGAGUACUGAGGAGAGAGAGGAGGAGGUGAAACAGAUGGAGGUCUACAGAUCACACACCAAGUUCAUGAAGAACAAGGUAGAGCAGCUGAAGGAGGAGCUAUCUCAGAGAGAGGUCCAGGGGGAGGAGCUUAAGCAGAAGGCUGCCGACCUGCAGCAGGAGGUGUCUGCAAUUGACCAGGUAAAGCAGGACCUCAGCAGGAAGGAGACAGAGCUGAUGGGGUUAAGGACCAAGCUGGAGACUCUAACCAACCAGUUCUCAGACAGCAAACAGCACAUCGAGGUCCUCAAGGAGUCACUGACCGCCAAGGAACAGCGCUCUGCUAUUCUACAGACAGAGGUGGAUGCUCUGCGUCUGCGUCUGGAAGAGAAAGAUUCCCAGCUGAAUAAGAAGUCUAACCAGAUCCAGGAGACGUCUGAGGAGAAGGGGACGCUCAGCAGAGAGGUACACGACCUCAAGGACAUGCUGGAGGUCAAGGAGCGCAAGGUCAACGUCCUGCAGAAGAAGAUUGAGAACCUGCAGGAGCAGCUGAGAGACAAGGAGAAACAGAUGACUAGUUUGAAGGACAGAGUCAAGUCUCUCCAGACAGACACCUCCAACACGGACACAGCUCUCACCACCCUGGAGGAAGCACUGGCUGAGAAGGAGCAUAUCAUUGAGCGUCUGAAGGAGCAGAGAGACAGAGACGACAGAGAGAAGACAGAAGAGAUCGAGUCCAACAAGAAAGAACUGAAGGAGCUCAGAGAGAAACUCAGUCUAUUGCAGGGAGACCUGUCUGACCGAGAGACCAACCUGCUAGACCUAAAGGAGCAUGCGUCGUCCCUGGCCUCCUCUGGUCUGAAGAAGGAUUCUAAACUGAAGAGUCUGGAGAUCUCUCUGGAGCAGAGGAAAGAGGAGUGCAUCAAGAUGGAGAACCAGCUCAAGAAGGCCCAGAAUGCCAUGCUGGAGGCCCAGGCCAACACGGAGCUGUCAGAACGCAUCAUCACUCUGGAACAGGAAGUGACUCGGCACAGAGAGGAUUCUGGAAAGGCCCAGGUGGAGGUGGACCGGCUGCUGGAGAUCCUCCGAGAGAUGGAGAACGAGAAGAAUGACAAGGACAAGAAGAUCAAUGAACUGGAGAAUUUCGCCUCAAGGCAGAUGAAGGACCAGACUAAGAAGGUGGCCAACCUGAAACAUAAGGAGCAGGUGGAGAAGAGUAAGAAUGUCCAGCUGAUGGAGGAGGUUAGGAAGAGAGAGGACAACCUCAAUGAGAGCUCUCAGCAGGUCAAGGUGAGAGAGGACUCCCUUCGCCAGAAGGAGGACCGCAUAGAGGAGCUGGAGGAGGCUCUGAGAGAGAGUGUCCAGAUCACAGCAGAGAGAGAGAUGGUGCUGGCUCAGGAGGAAGCUGCCCGCACACACACUGAGAAACAGAUGGAGGAGCUGCUUGCGGCCAUGGAGAAGGUCAAACUGGAGCUGGAGUCCAUGCAGGCCAAGCUGUCCUCUACCCAGCAGUCAUUGGCUGAGAAGGAGGCCCACCUGACCACACUGAGGGCAGAACGUAGGAAACACCUGGAGGAGGUGCUGGAGAUGAAACAGGAGGCGCUGUUAGCAGCCAUCAGUGAGAAGGAUGCCAACAUCGCCCUGCUGGAGCUGUCCUCGUCCAAGAAGAAGAAAACACAGGACGAGGUGGCCAUGCUGAAGAGAGAGAAGGACAGCCUGGUACAGCAGCUCAAACAACAGACCCAGAACCGUAUGAAGCUGAUGGCUGACAACUACGAGGAUGAACGUCUGAAGGCCUCCUCACAUUCUGACCCGACCAACCACAAACCCUCCCCAGACCAGAUCAUUCCCCCUCUCCUGGACCUGAACCAGAACCGCAGUAAGCUGAAGAUGUAUAUCGGCCACCUGAGAGACCUGUGUCAGGAGAGAGACCCCCAGAUCCUGCAGGCCCUGACCCCUCCCUCCUCCUACCACCGCUCUCAACACACCGCCUGGGAGACAGAGCUACACAAUAUGACCCCAGAGCAGUUGGAGUCGGAGCUGGAGGUCUGUGAGAGGGAGAGUGCAGAGCUCCAGGAGUAUGCUAACUGUGUCCUGCAGCAGAUCGCUGACCACUGCCCUGACAUCCUGGAACAGGUGGUCAAUACCCUGGAAGAGUCCUGCUGACCUCACACCCCCUGCCAGCCACACAAUCAACACCACACCUUUCAAUACCCCCUGCCAGCCACA